Nannospalax galili (Upper Galilee mountains blind mole rat) is the source of this 3370-nucleotide messenger RNA. It is a transcript of the gene Cop1, whose product is annotated as COP1 E3 ubiquitin ligase. Gene Ontology annotation, molecular function: protein binding; ubiquitin protein ligase activity. Gene Ontology annotation, biological process: proteasome-mediated ubiquitin-dependent protein catabolic process. NCBI's taxonomy places the organism in Eukaryota, Metazoa, Chordata, Mammalia, Rodentia, Spalacidae. The record is from RefSeq and is a predicted model, not a curated record.
AUAUCAUAUCCUCAUCAAACAGGUUUUGAUUGGAGGAGUUUUCUGAUAAUCACUGACUUGAAUUUCUUGCUCACAACAACGUGGAAUCCCUUAAUUAUCAGCAAGGUCAGGGGAUAACUUAGUCCACUCACAACUGUUUCCAGAAUACAGCGAUUCCCAAGAUCCAGAAGCACCUGCCAUCCUAUUGGGCAACAUCACCAAUGCCUCAGAAGACCUAAGGGUUGAACCUUAUUACGUCCAGACCCACGCACGCAUGCGCGCGCCCUAGCACACGCCACACACCUAACCCGCGCAGGCGCAACUCCUUCACCCUGGAGUGUACAGCCGGGGCCACCCGCUAGCGUCAGCCUAGAGCACGCCUGCGCAGUUGCUUUCCGGCGCAGUUCUUCAAACCAAUUCCCCCACUACUUCCCACUCUCUUUUACUCUUUGACGCCAUUAAUACGGCCUGCCCUUCUCUACGUCAGGAACAGAAAACAGCUUUCCACACUCAGUUCGGACGGCGGACCUCCCGAGGGCUAGGGUGUCGCAGCAGCGUGCGAAGUCGCGCCCCGAGCCCCGCCCCUUCCGCCGCUCGUGCGCGCGCACGGCCGCCACGGCGCGCCCCGGUUGGCUGCGGCGGGGCCGCGGCGGCGGCCUCCACGGUGCUGGUGGCUUCUGUGCUUUACUUCCCUCCGCCCCCUACCGUCGGAUGCGGUGGAGCGGUUACCGUGAGGAGCCCAACUUUAUUGUUCCCCAACCCCUCCGGCGGGCACACGUCCUCAGGAUGCUCGGGGGUUGAUCGACCGGCGGCGGCGGAGGGUCGCAGUCGCGGACCCUCUCCUCCGAGCCGGGCCGUGGGGAGGGGAGGGAGUCACGAUGUCCGGUAGCCGCCCGGCCGGCUCGGGCUCCGCUGGGACGAGCCCCGGCUCCUCGGCGGCCUCCUCGGUGACUUCCGCUUCCUCGUCCUUAUCCUCGUCCCCGUCGCCCCCUUCCGUGGCGGCCUCGGCGGCCGCGCUGGUGUCCGGCGGAACGGCCCCGGCCUCGGGCUCUGGAGGCCUCGGGGGCCCCGGGCGGCCUGUGCAGGUGGCGGCCGCGGUGUCGGGCAGUGGCGGCGCGGGCGGCGGCGCGGUGUCCGCCGGCCUCUCCCGGCUUAGCUGCGCGGCCAGGCCCAGCGCCGGCGUAGGAGGGAGCAGCUCCAGUCUCGGCAGCGGCAGCAGGAAGCGACCUCUGCUCGCCCCCCUCUGCAACGGGCUCCUCAACUCCUACGAGGACAAAAGCAACGACUUCGUCUGCCCCAUCUGCUUUGAUAUGAUCGAGGAAGCGUACAUGACAAAAUGUGGCCACAGCUUUUGCUACAAGUGUAUUCAUCAAAGUUUGGAGGACAAUAAUAGAUGUCCCAAGUGUAACUAUGUUGUGGACAAUAUUGACCAUCUCUAUCCUAAUUUCUUGGUGAAUGAACUCAUUCUUAAACAGAAGCAAAGAUUUGAGGAAAAGAGGUUCAAAUUGGACCACUCAGUGAGUAGCACCAAUGGCCAUAGGUGGCAAAUAUUUCAAGAUCUGCUGGGAACUGAUCAGGAUAACCUUGAUUUGGCCAAUGUCAACCUCAUGUUGGAAUUACUAGUGCAGAAGAAGAAACAACUGGAAGCAGAAUCACAUGCAGCUCAACUACAGAUCCUUAUGGAAUUCCUCAAGGUUGCAAGAAGAAAUAAGAGAGAGCAGUUGGAACAGAUCCAGAAGGAACUGAGUGUUUUGGAAGAGGAUAUUAAAAGAGUAGAGGAAAUGAGCGGAUUAUAUUCCCCUGUCAGUGAAGAUAGCACAGUGCCUCAAUUUGAAGCUCCUUCUCCGUCACACAGUAGUAUUAUUGAUUCCACAGAAUACAGCCAACCUCCAGGUUUCAGUGGCAGUUCCCAGACAAAGAAACAGCCUUGGUAUAACAGCACAUUAGCAUCAAGACGAAAACGGCUCACUGCUCAUUUUGAAGACUUAGAGCAGUGUUAUUUUUCUACAAGGAUGUCUCGUAUCUCAGAUGACAGUCGAACUGCAAGCCAGUUAGAUGAAUUUCAGGAAUGCUUGUCAAAGUUUACUCGAUACAACUCAGUAAGACCUUUGGCUACAUUGUCCUAUGCUAGUGACCUCUAUAAUGGUUCCAGCAUAGUCUCUAGUAUUGAAUUUGACCGGGAUUGCGACUAUUUUGCAAUUGCUGGGGUUACAAAGAAGAUUAAAGUCUAUGAAUAUGGCACAGUCAUCCAGGAUGCAGUGGAUAUUCAUUACCCUGAGAAUGAAAUGACCUGCAAUUCCAAAAUCAGCUGUAUCAGUUGGAGUAGUUACCAUAAGAAUCUGCUAGCCAGCAGUGAUUAUGAAGGCACUGUUAUACUAUGGGAUGGCUUCACAGGACAAAGGUCAAAGGUCUAUCAGGAGCAUGAGAAAAGGUGUUGGAGUGUUGACUUUAAUUUGAUGGAUCCUAAACUUUUGGCUUCAGGUUCUGAUGAUGCAAAAGUGAAGCUGUGGUCUACCAAUUUAGACAAUUCCGUUGCAAGCAUUGAGGCAAAGGCUAACGUGUGCUGCGUGAAAUUUAGCCCCUCCUCCAGAUACCAUUUGGCUUUUGGCUGUGCAGAUCACUGUGUCCACUACUAUGAUCUUCGUAACACUAAACAGCCAAUCAUGGUAUUCAAGGGACACCGAAAAGCAGUCUCUUAUGCCAAGUUUGUGAGUGGUGAGGAAAUUGUCUCUGCCUCAACAGACAGCCAGCUAAAACUGUGGAAUGUUGGGAAACCAUACUGUCUGCGUUCCUUCAAGGGUCAUAUCAAUGAAAAAAACUUUGUAGGCCUCGCUUCCAAUGGAGAUUACAUAGCUUGUGGAAGUGAGAACAACUCCCUCUACCUGUACUAUAAAGGACUUUCUAAGACUUUGCUAACUUUUAAAUUUGAUACAGUCAAAAGUGUUUUGGACAAAGAUCGAAAAGAAGACGACACAAAUGAAUUUGUGAGUGCCGUGUGCUGGCGGGCACUACCAGAUGGAGAGUCCAAUGUGCUGAUUGCUGCCAACAGCCAGGGUACAAUUAAGGUGCUAGAGUUGGUAUGAAGGGUCUACUGAAAUCAAAUUUUACUUGUUCUUCCUGAAAUCCAUCUGCAGCUGACAGAAAAGAAAGAAAUGACAUUUGAUGUCUCUCCCAAAGUCAAAGUCAUCAUGGGUUCUGAUACUGUUUCCUUUUUUUUUUUCUUCUUUUCCUCCCUUAAGACCUUUGGGAUGUGGGGAAUACCCAGCAGACUCGGCCAUCAAUGUAACUAUGGACUUUGCUGCUGCUGGUGGUGUGACUAUCUAAUUUUUGUGAUAGGGAAACAUUCUUUUAAAUAAAAUAACAAAAAGUAAUAAAAGUUUAUUGAGCCACA